CGCAUAGCGUGGGCAUGCUGGUUCUUAACGGCGGUGCAAGUCAUCGUGUUCAUCAUUGAACUCGUACGAAAUGCUUCCCUUACGAGUUCCCCGAUCGCGAUCAAACCAUCAUUUAACCCCAUGAUCGGUCCAUCUCCCUACGUUCUAAUCAACAUGGGCGCACGAUUCGUCCCGUGCAUGCGGAACGUCGAGAACAUCACCAACUCCGCCGGACCCGUCUUCUUCCCCUGCCCGGAAGCCACCACCCUCGACACCGAAUGCACCCUCUCCCAACUCUGCGGCUUCUCCAACGUCCCCGACCCCGUCCCCGGCGGCACCAUGGAUGCCUCCCCCGAACCUAACCAAUGGUACCGUUUCAUCAUCCCCAUCUUCCUGCACGCCGGCCUUAUCCACAUCGGCUUCAAUCUUCUCCUCCAACUCACCCUCGGCCGCGAAGUCGAAGCGAAAAUCGGCACUCUCCGCUUCCUCCUCGUUUACUUCUCCUCCGGCAUCUUCGGCUUCGUCUUUGGCGGCAACUACGCUGCCCUUGGCAUCGCCUCCUGCGGCGCCUCCGGCUCCCUCUUCGGCCUCCUCGCCCUCACCCUCCUCGACCUCCUCUACCACUGGCGCUCCCGGAAGCACCCAGUCCGCGAGCUCCUCUUCAUCCUCCUCGACAUCGCCAUCGCCUUCGUCCUCGGCCUGCUCCCCGGCCUCGAUAACUUCUCGCAUAUCGGCGGCUUCCUCAUGGGCUUGGUCCUCGGCAUCUCCAUCAUCCAUUCGCCCGAGGCCCUGCGUCAGCGCAUCGGCCAGGAUGAUCCGCCGUAUGGACCGUUGGACACGGCGAAGGCGGGCGGGGCGAUGGCGUUCGCGCGGGCGCCGCUGGGGUUCUUCAAGGGGCGGAAACCACUAUGGUGGGCGUGGUGGCUGAUCCGCGUUGGCGCGCUGGUCGGCGUGCUGGUCGGGUUCAUCGUGCUGCUGCGGAAUUUCUAUGUCGACCGCGUCACCUGCGACUGGUGCAAGUAUCUCUCGUGUUUGGAUAUUAAUAACUGGUGCGAUAUUGGGAAUCUGCAG
Molecule: messenger RNA, 1050 nt
Organism: Eremomyces bilateralis CBS 781.70
Lineage: Eukaryota; Fungi; Ascomycota; Dothideomycetes; Eremomycetales; Eremomycetaceae
Product: rhomboid-domain-containing protein
Exons: 3
Biological process (GO): proteolysis
Cellular component (GO): membrane
Molecular function (GO): serine-type endopeptidase activity
Source: RefSeq, a predicted model, not a curated record